CCGCCGCGUCCACGCCAUAGAUAGUCACCGAGCUCUGACCAGCUACAGUAUCCGACCAAAUCCACCAAAUCCACCACCCGAACCUAAAGUUCGUGCUUGUGACACCUCCACCUCCACUGACCCACAGCGCUCACAUUUAACAGUGGGGGAUAGCACUCCAUCUUCCCUACAUACCUCAACAACUCCGCCUCGAGCCCCGCACGCCAGCCCGCCAGCUACAUACCGGCACAUACCCACGCACACCCCACGAACGAUGGCGCGAACCAAAAAGCCGCGGCCCUCCGCGCGCGACCUCUUCAGCCGGUCGUCGUACGACCGCGACGCGCCCGCCUACACUGCGGUCGACACCGGCCCCUCCCACACCCUCCCACCCGUCUCCGCCCGCCCCUCCACCUCCUCCACUUCCUCGGGCGACGACGAGGAAGGCGCAGACGUCCUCCGUGAGGAAGAAGAGCGCGAGAAGCUGCUAGCAGGCGGACUGUUCGGGGGGAAGGGCAGCAUCAAGAUCGGGAAGAAGGUGCGCGGGCACCGCAGGAAAAGGAGUGCGGGACAGGUCGCCAGUAUGAUGGGUGGGAAACGGCUCGGUAUGGAGGCCGGCGGCGAGUAUGGGAUUGGUGAUGAGAGUAGUGAUGGUGAUGAGGAUGAGCGCCUGGGCGGCGCGUGGGGCGAGAAGGGAGGGGUUAAGCCGAGGAAACCGACAUUCAGAAAGAUCAUACUGUUUACGUCGCUGCUGCUGAGUUUUCUGGUCGUGAUGAUAUUCGCGUCGCUGGCGCUAUCGCAAGAGCGUGGGGCGGGGCCAGCGAUGGUGUUCCACAACGGCACGCACGCGUUCGCAAAGACGACGCUGCUGAUCUCGCUCGACGGGCUGCGCGCGGACUUCCUGAACCGACAUCUGACGCCCACGCUGACGUCGUUCAUCAAUUCUGGCGUGUCGCCGCCGUACAUGGUCCCGUCUUUCCCGUCCGUCACGUUCCCGAACCACUGGACUAUCGUUACGGGACUGUAUCCGGAGAACCAUGGCAUAGUCAGUAAUUCGUUCUAUGAUCCGAAGCUGAAGGCCGAGUUUUAUUACACCGACCCCGCAAGGAGUCUGCAGCGGCAAUGGUGGGGUGGCGAGCCUAUAUGGCAGACAUUGGAGAAGCAGGGUGGCAGGGCUGCCGUCCACAUGUGGCCGGGCUCUGAGGCCGAUGGGCAUGGGGCGGCGGUGGUCGAUCGGUUCAACUCUACGGAGAGGCUGGAUAUCAAGGUGGACCGCAUCCUGGGAUUACUGGAUCUGCCGGUGCAGAAACGGCCGCAGUUGGUCGCCGCGUAUGUUCCGGAUGUCGACGUGAGUGGACAUAAGUUCGGCCCCAACACUACAGAGACGGACAAUACGAUCAGGGACGUGGACGGCAUGCUGCACUCGCUAUUCCUCGGCCUCGAAGCACGGAACCUCAGCGAGAUCGUCAACGUCGUCGUCGUGUCGGACCACGGCAUGGCCAGCACCGACCGAUCCCGGCUGUUCUACUUCGAAGAUCUCAUGGACACCUCACUGAUCGAGCACGUCGAUGGGUGGCCUCUGUACGGUCUACGCCCCUACCCGCAACACAACCUCACCGAGAUCUACGUAGGGCUCAAAGCGCAAGAAACGCCGGACGGGCACUGGUCGGUGUACCUGCGCGACGUGGACAUGCCCGCGCGCUACCACUUCAGCCGCAAUCCGCGGAUCGCGCCGCUAUGGAUCGUGCCCGAAACCGGCUAUGUCAUCGUCACGAAGAAGGAGUACCCGCCGGACUCGACGGAGCCGUACCAUCCCCGCGGCCUCCACGGCUACGAUAACCUCCACCCGCUCAUGCGCGCUAUGUUUGUUGCCCGCGGCCCGGCGUUCCAACACCUCCACGGCGAGGGGAAGGAGUGGCUCGGCCUCGAUAGGCACUCGGGCGCCGUCACGGUCAAUGAGACGCUCACGAAGGGCGCGGUGCGCGCGGGAAGAGUCCAGCCGUUUACGAAUGUCGAGGUGUAUCGGCUGCUGUGCCAGAGUCUGGGGAUUAAGGAGGCGGCUAGUGAUGCCACCCUGGUGGAGCUGAAGUUGGUUGGCGAGGAUGAGCCGGAGCCAGAAGUUAAGCCUGGCGCGGGCGAUGACUUCGAGCACACAUCUACUGCGUCAACAACCGCUUCUUCUUCCUCGGACUCUUCCUCGGACUCCUCCGCUGCGCAGGAGCCAACAAAGAGCAUCGGCAUACAAACCCCGGAGCCACUACCCGUGCGACCAACCAAGAUCUCGGAUCCCAACGCGCCAGUGGUGACGGGCACACCGCAGAAUAUUGGCAUAUCGCCGCCGACCCCGCCCGAGGGGGAGGAGGAGGGCGGUGAUGACAAGGGUGGUGAUAAGACGUGGUGGGAGCUGCUCAAGAGUAAGGCUGAGCGCCUCAAGGGGAAGCUCGAGGGCUGGUGGAGUAGUGUUUGGGUCGAUGAUGCGAGUGCGGAUGCGGAUGCGGAUCUAGAUGAUACGCCGGGGCCUACGUGAGGGGAUGGGGCGGGGUGGUG
Molecule: messenger RNA, 2526 nt
Organism: Tricharina praecox
Lineage: Eukaryota; Fungi; Ascomycota; Pezizomycetes; Pezizales; Pyronemataceae
Product: alkaline-phosphatase-like protein
Exons: 2
Coding region: 254-2506 (750 amino acids)
Biological process (GO): nucleoside triphosphate metabolic process
Molecular function (GO): ribonucleoside triphosphate phosphatase activity; nucleoside triphosphate diphosphatase activity
Source: RefSeq, a predicted model, not a curated record